CCUGAAAGUAUAACAUGAUGGAGUCGGUACACAGUGAACGCUUUACCUUAAGAUCAAACCAAUCGGACUUGCGAAGAUAAGUGGAGCUGUGCCAUCUCAACGACAAACCGGAUUCAAGGUUUUUUCGUCAGAAAGCAACCAAUGAGGCAGAUAGGGGUUUUUUCGACAGACUGCAGACAGAUUAAGAGCAUUCGGUGAAAAAGUUUUUUUCGACAGACCGCAGACAUAUUAAGAGCAUUCAAUGAAACAAUUUACUAUUUACGCUCUAUCCAAGUUCUAUUCUCACAGCCAGCUGUAUAAAUUGGUACCCCCUUUCUCCAACUUCUUAACUUGAUUCAGUAUGUCACAAGAACUAAUACCGCUUGCAAUGAUGCAAAGAUGCAUCAUUCCUAUUACGACACGACCUACAUUCCUUCAGUAUAUGAAUGCUUUACCCAAACUGUCAAAUAAAACUACAAUGGCCCCACUUUUUUCAUUAUUAG
This is a messenger RNA of Amoebophrya sp. A25, 482 nucleotides long. The record is from the annotation of a GenBank genome assembly. Lineage: Eukaryota; Dinophyceae; Syndiniales; Amoebophryaceae.